Messenger RNA from Opisthorchis viverrini, 562 nucleotides. RefSeq lists its product as hypothetical. The record is from RefSeq and is a predicted model, not a curated record. NCBI's taxonomy places the organism in Eukaryota, Metazoa, Platyhelminthes, Trematoda, Opisthorchiida, Opisthorchiidae. The coding region runs from base 83 to 562 and encodes 159 amino acids. The transcript has 3 exons.
CUCACCAUUGUUUUACCUCGUGGAUUAAAGAGGAAUAGUCACAGCGUCGCCAGAGCUUUAGAGGAGGUGGAUACACACCUUUAUGGCAACCGCUUCCGUACCUUUUCUCAGGGUCGUCGAUUGUCGAUCGGAUAACAACAGCUCGAUAGAUUCCAUCCUAUCCAAAUGUGGUGAUCUGUCAGGUCGCGCGGCCGUACCUCACUCAGCCACCUCUCCGUAUAUGAUGCGGACUGAUCCAAGUGAUAACAAGACUACGUUCGUCCAACGUUCCGCUUCUCUGGCACGGCAGCGAUUUGGGCCCGAGAUCAAAUCAACCGACACUCGAGAGGAGGGCUCGAGAGGCCAGCGUCGAUCUCACUUUGUAACAGGUUCAAUUCCAUUGACUGGACCAGAGGCGAAGCCCGAUUUCAGCCCAUUAACACAGACAGUCUACAGAGAAAAGGGCAUGUCUAUGAAAUCAAGCGGUGGUAGGAAGUUUUUGAACUUUUUCCAACGUGGCUUCCACGCAAAACGACCGAAAUCCGCUACGAAAGUGGAACAGCGGAAGUUCUCAAACGAGUGA